This is a messenger RNA of Grammomys surdaster, 2122 nucleotides long. RefSeq names its product palmitoyl-protein thioesterase 2 (gene Ppt2). The record is from RefSeq and is a predicted model, not a curated record. The coding region runs from base 530 to 1438 and encodes 302 amino acids. Gene Ontology annotation, molecular function: thiolester hydrolase activity; palmitoyl hydrolase activity. Lineage: Eukaryota; Metazoa; Chordata; Mammalia; Rodentia; Muridae. The transcript is spliced from 9 exons. Gene Ontology annotation, cellular component: lysosome.
GGCCAGGCACUCUGGUCUGCCACAAGCCUGGCGUCCAGCGACAGAAACGGGAAUCGCCUUUUGUCAGUCCUAACCUCCCCCCUCGUACGUCCUCUUGGGCUCGGCUGCGAAGCCAGACAGCCUGGACUGGAAAGUGGGGCUCAUCAAGGAGGGGAAGUUGCACCCCUGGGUGGCUGGAUGCAGCUGAAGCCUAAGGAAACCUUCUUUCGAUUCUCUUUUCCGCUGUUGCCUCUCCCCAUCCGGCUAAAUGGAUCGCUCCGUAUAUUUCCACCCCAGUUCUCUGGGUGAAAUGGAAUGUUCCAUUGCCCCUCCGGUCCACUGUCCGCGUUGCAGGGGACGCUCGCCCUGUUGCCAGGGAAAGCCCCGGACGUGACGGCUUUGCGCGACCCCGAGCAGCCCUCCCCACCCCAUCCGUCAUCCCCCUGCGCGCUCUCCUUGUCCCCUUUUCCCCCGUACCCCGUGGAUUCCAGACUAGGUACAAGUAAACAGCUGGCGGAACGAAGCCUCCAGACACAGGCCAGGUGGGAGCAUGCCGGGGCUAUGGAGGCAGAGGCUUCCUUCGGCCUGGGCUUUGCUUCUCCUGCCGUUCCUGCCGCUCUUGAUGCCCGCAGCCCCCGCAGCCCGCCGCGGGUCCUACAAGCCAGUGAUCGUGGUGCACGGGCUCUUUGACAGUUCAUACAGCUUCCGCCACCUGCUGGACUAUAUCAAUGAGACACACCCCGGGACUGUGGUGACGGUGCUUGAUCUCUUCGACGGCAGAGAGAGCUUAAGGCCCUUGUGGGAACAGGUGCAAGGGUUCCGGGAGGCUGUGGUCCCAAUCAUGGAAAAGGCCCCUGAAGGGGUGCAUCUCAUCUGCUACUCCCAGGGAGGCCUGGUGUGCCGAGCUUUGCUGUCUGUCAUGGAUGAGCACAAUGUGGAUUCCUUCAUCUCCCUUUCCUCUCCACAGAUGGGACAGUAUGGAGACACGGACUAUUUGAAGUGGCUGUUCCCUACGUCCAUGCGGUCUAACCUCUAUCGGAUCUGCUAUAGUCCUUGGGGUCAGGAGUUUUCCAUUUGCAACUACUGGCAUGAUCCUCACCACGACGACUUGUACCUCAAUGCCAGCAGCUUUCUGGCCCUCAUCAAUGGGGAAAGAGACCAUCCCAAUGCCACUGCAUGGCGGAAGAACUUCCUUCGUGUGGGCCGUCUGGUGCUGAUUGGGGGUCCUGAUGAUGGAGUUAUCACUCCCUGGCAGUCUAGCUUCUUUGGUUUCUAUGAUGCCAACGAGACAGUCUUGGAGAUGGAGGAGCAGCCGGUUUAUCUUCGAGAUUCUUUUGGGUUGAAGACUCUCCUGGCCCGGGGGGCCAUAGUGAGGUGUCCCAUGGCUGGCAUCUCUCACACCGCCUGGCACUCCAACCGUACACUGUACGAGACGUGCAUUGAACCAUGGCUCUCCUGAAGAUGUCCUCGGGAUCUCCAGGAAUUCCCCAGCCCAGAGAUCAAGUGGUGGCCUUGGGAAGCAGAUGCCAGCCUCUGGCAUGCCUGUGAACCACUUUGUCGCUUCCACACUGCCCCACCCCCCCACCAGGACUCCCUGAACCUUCCCCUCUGCUCCUCCGUGAAUGACAAGUCCUGGUCCCCUACCUCAUGUCCUCACUUGGAGACAGCUUCACGCUCUCCCUUUCUGCCAUGGCUGAGGUUGGGAAGCAAGCACCAGGUUUUUAACUGUGGCUUCUCCGCUGCUGCUGUUGCUUCUCCGGAUCUGGCUGUACCGGAGGAGAACCCAGCCCCUGCCCACCUCAGGGGUCUUCUUCCAGGCCACUCAGGACAUUUUUAGCUUCUGUUAUCCCCGUGUCCUUCUUUUCUCAACUUCCUUGUGGCCAGCCUCCACACCCUCUUGGGAGGGGCACCCGUAAGAGGGGGUUCUGAGGCUCCCCUAUGGGGACAGUUCCACUUUUGAAGUGUCAGUGUUGGGGAAUAUCUGUGGCCUGCGAGGCCCAUCUCAGGUUUGGGGCUCCCCCAGUCCCUAUGAUCAGUGUUGGGGUAUCCCUGGGAGCCUAGGUUCUUUGAGGCCCCAGCCCUUUUAACUACCCUUGAGCGGGUGGUCCCUGUAUUUAUAGAAAUAAAAGUUCCAUUUCCUCUG